Molecule: messenger RNA, 305 nt
Organism: Trichobilharzia regenti
Lineage: Eukaryota; Metazoa; Platyhelminthes; Trematoda; Strigeidida; Schistosomatidae
Source: the annotation of a GenBank genome assembly
UUCAUAUCAAUCCUCCACCUACUCCCCUGGUCAGCUCAAAUUACAAUAAUCCUACUGAACAAAGCUCAAAAUUCACUGUACAAACUUAUAAUUCUCCAAAUCAUCAUCAUCAUACAGCGACAGCACAAUUCAAAGUGGAAACAUGUUGUCCUUGUCGAAUGUUGAAUACUGAUGGACAAUCUUUACAACAUCAGCAGCAGGAGCAACAACAGAGGUAUAAUAAUUCUCUUGAUACAACAACACAUACAUCGAAUAAAAUUCCGAUAACUAAUACAACUACAGGAGCAAGAAUAAAAAUAGCCGAU